This is a messenger RNA of Cryptomeria japonica (Japanese cedar), 447 nucleotides long. RefSeq lists its product as uncharacterized. The transcript has a single exon. The record is from RefSeq and is a predicted model, not a curated record. The coding region runs from base 1 to 447 and encodes 148 amino acids. Lineage: Eukaryota; Viridiplantae; Streptophyta; Pinopsida; Cupressales; Cupressaceae.
AUGGAGGAGAAUGAGGAGCACAUGAAGCAAGUUUUGCAGUGUCUUUGGGAUAAUCAGUUGUACACCAAUAUGACAAAGUGCAAGUUCUUUCAGACAGAGGUGAGAUAUAUUGGCCAUGCCAUAUCAGGAGAGGGUAUCACAGUAGAACCCUCUAAGAUUCAGGCUAUAGUAGAUUGUCUAGUACCCACUAAUAUGGGCGAGGUUCAUAGCUUCAUGGGACUUGUAGGCUAUUAUCACAUAUUUGUUCAGGAUUUCUUGAGUAUUUCUCAGCCUAUCACUUCUCUUCAUAGGAAAGGGAAGAAGUUUGUAUGGUCAGAUCAGUGUGAGAUGGUUUUUCGGAUCCUUAAGGAGCAUUUGACUAGUGCACCUAUUCUAGCAGUGGUAGAUUCUUGCAUGAUGUUGUGGCGUGCACAGAUGCGUCAUUGGAGGGUCUUGGAGCAGUUUUGA